AGCACAAAGCAAACGCGCCGCGCCGCGCCGCAAGCCACCCGGCGACGGCGAUGCCCCACCGCCGCCGCCACUCCGCGGAUCCCGCCGUCUCCGAGGACGUGGUGGAGGCCCCGUCUCCGCGGCCGUCCUCCGCCGGCUGCUACACCUUCCUCCUCCGCUCCUCGUCCCGCCGCGGCGGGUACCGCCGCCUCGACAGCCCGGCGGCGGCGGCGGACGUGAUCAGGGUGGAGGUGGGGACGGGGAAGGGGGAGAGGAGCGUGUUCCACGUGGACCCGGCGGUCCUCGAGGCCGGGCCGGUGCGGCGCCUCCUCGCGGCUGCCGGGCGACGGACCCCCGGCGGCGCGGUGGCGGUGGCCGUGGACGCGCUGCUGUUCGAGCACCUGCUGUGGCUGCAGGCGUCCCGGAACAAUGGGCUGCUCGGCAACGACAACGACGACGACGACGACUCAGCCGCCGCCGACCUGUCGGAGAUCGUCGAGUUCUACUCGCAGGACGACGUCGACGGCGAUGCCGGCCACCACGGGUUGUAAAAUCAAAUCGAUCUCUCCAAAAUUGCAUCAUUUAUAUAGCUCUCUAUAUGUAUACACGAUCAUAAUCCCUACCAAAAAUAGAAGUAAGGUGGUGGUUUAUACCUAAUUUAAUUACUACUGUGAAUCACAAAUGAGACAAAUUUGGGUGUAAAUACCAUGGUUGGUUAAUGGGAUGCAAGUCUGCCCCUAAUACUUUGCUUAAUUAAGUGGUAUUUUAUCACCUUAUUAUGAUCAUCA
This is a messenger RNA of Oryza brachyantha (malo sina), 767 nucleotides long. RefSeq lists its product as uncharacterized. The transcript has a single exon. NCBI's taxonomy places the organism in Eukaryota, Viridiplantae, Streptophyta, Magnoliopsida, Poales, Poaceae. The record is from RefSeq and is a predicted model, not a curated record. Bases 51 to 530 code for a protein of 159 amino acids.